This is a messenger RNA of Alosa alosa (allis shad), 2951 nucleotides long. It is a transcript of the gene adra1ab, whose product is annotated as adrenoceptor alpha 1Ab. Lineage: Eukaryota; Metazoa; Chordata; Actinopteri; Clupeiformes; Clupeidae. Gene Ontology annotation, biological process: cell-cell signaling; positive regulation of cytosolic calcium ion concentration; phospholipase C-activating G protein-coupled receptor signaling pathway. The transcript has 4 exons. The record is from RefSeq and is a predicted model, not a curated record. Gene Ontology annotation, molecular function: alpha1-adrenergic receptor activity. Bases 994 to 2481 code for a protein of 495 amino acids. Gene Ontology annotation, cellular component: membrane.
ACAGAGAGUUUAUGUGUGUUUGUGUGCGAGAGAGAAAUGUGCAAGCUAGAUAAAGUCCCGGCCCGAUAUGUUUUCUUUGCGGACAUCUAACAAUUUCAUCAAGUAUUAUGGACCAUUAACCAGACACAAACGCUCACAGAGGAAAAAAAUAUUCUACGCAGCUACCCGGACCCCUGGCAUCGACGUGGUGCCGUUAAUCUUCAACGCGACGGAUUCCUAAAGAAUGCCCUCUGUGGACACCGGAAAAACAGUGCGUACCUUAUAGUGCCUCUGAAACGCGAUGAUUGGAUAUACAUCCGAUACCUUUGCGCAUACAGAAUCUAAAAACUCAUUCAAAGAGACACAUCUGAAGAAGUGUGGCGUGGGGGCUGGGAAGAGAACGCAGGAUACCAGAAGCCCUCAGCAGACGGCUGCAGCUCCAGUCUUUUUCCACAUGGCAGUGAUCUCCACCAGGAGGCGCUAGAGAACAGUGAUCUCCACCAGGAGGCGCUAGAAAACAGCGAUCCCACCAGGAGGCGCUAGAGAGCAGCAAUCCCACCAGGAGGCGCUAGAUAGCAGCGAUCCCACCAGGAGGUGCUAGAGAGCAGCGAUCCCACCAGGAGGCGCUAGAUAGCAGCGAUAAGAGAGAAGUCAUCGUCACAUAGAGAGCAGCGAUCCCCACCAGGCUGCAGAGAGUUGUCAUUGCCACCAGGAGGUGAUAGAGAACAGCAAUCCCCAUCAGGCUGCAGAUUGCUGUCAUUACCACCACGAGGCGCUGGAGAGCAGGGAGAGUAGUCAUCAUCCCUAGGGGGUGCUAUAGAGCAGCCAUCCCCAUAAGGCUGUAUAUAGUGGUCAUCACUAACCAGAGGUGACAGAGCAGCGAUCCCUGCAAGGCUGCAGAGAGUAGAUAUCCUCCCUAGGGGGCGCUAGAGAGCAGCGAUCCCUACCUUUGCCAUAUCCAGGAGUGGUGGCCUUCCCCUCCGGUGGCAGCCGUCCAGGGCUGCGUCUUCUGAGAUGGUCCCUGCCGAUGCCAACUCCAGCGCGUCACCCCCAUCGGAGCUCUGCCCCAACUGCAGCCUGGCGUCGCUGGCAGCGGUGCCCGUGGGCAAAGCCGUGGCUCUGGGCCUGGUGCUGCUGGUGUUCAUGGUGUGUGGCGUGUUGGGCAACGUCUUGGUCAUCCUGUCAGUGGUGUGCCACCGGCACCUGCGCACGGUCACUCACUACUUCAUCGUGAACCUGGCGGUGGCCGACCUGCUCCUGAGCGCCGCCGUGCUGCCCUUCUCGCUGGCCCUCGAGUUGUUUGGGCACUGGGUGUUCGGACGGCUGCUGUGUAACGUGUGGGCGGUGCUGGACGUGCUGUGCUGCACGGCGUCCAUCCUCAGCCUGUGUGCCAUCUCCGUCGACCGCUUCCUGGCCGUCAGCCGGCCGCUGCAGUACCCGGCGCUGGUGACCGGCCGGCGGGGGCUGGUCACCGUGGCGAUGCUCUGGACGCUGGCGGCCGCCAUCUCGGUGGGGCCGCUGCUGGGCUGGCGCCAGCCGAUGCCCGAGGACGAGUCCGUGUGUCGGGUCAACGAGGACCCGGGCUACGUGCUCUUCUCCGCGCUCGGCUCCUUCUACGUUCCGCUGGCGGUCAUCCUGGUCAUGUACUGCCGCGUGUAUGUGGUUGCCAGGCGACACUCCCGUGCCCGCUCCCGCUCGCUGAGGGAUGGCGGAGCGACCUCGUUACGGAUGCACUGCGGGAAUGCUCAGAGCGUGACCAACAAGCAGGACAGAGGAGGAGGAGAUGGAGGAGGAGGAGGAGGAGGAGGGGUGGGGGGAGAGUGGGGGGCACAGCAGAAGACCGGGACACUGAAGAAGAGCGGCCGGAGAAGCCUCCUCCGUCUGCUGAGGUUCUCGCGGGAACAGCGGGCGGCCAAGACGCUGGGGAUGGUGGUCGGCUGCUUCAUCCUCUGCUGGCUACCCUUCUUCCUGGUGCUGCCCAUUGGCUCCAUGUUUCCUUCCUACCACCCUUCUGAGACGGUCUUCAAGGUGACCUUCUGGCUCGGCUACUUCAAUAGUUGCCUGAACCCCAUCAUCUACCCAUGCACGUGCCAGGAGUUCAAGCGGGCCUUCCUCAGCGUGCUGCGUGCCCAGUGCCUCCGCAAGGCUGGACAUGCCAGCAGGCAACACAAGUCCCCCCGGCUCUCCUACUCCUCCGCCACACACCCGCCUCCCUGCUCGACCCCUCCGCCCCAAACCCCCGAGACGCUGCCCGCAGGUGCCCACCGCCACCGCCACCGCCCCACCCCCGCGCCGAUGACGACUCAGGGCGCCCCUGCUGGCGCGCCUCUGUGCCCCCACUCUGCCUCCCCUCUGAAGGUGUGCUGUUUCGGGGUGAGAGAGAGCCUCUCCGGGCCCUGCUCCCCGACCGGUUCUGCCCCAGCCCCUGCCCCACCGUCCCGCUCCACCAAGACCAGGACCCGUCAGCUCUCCCUGGGCAAGAGUGUGGGUCAGGCUCUCUGACCGCCUACAAGCAGGAACACUGAUACAAAGACACGUAACACCAGGGUCUGCCCCUCCUUCCACACUGCAGCACUAACUGCCCCCAUCUCUGCAGGCACACUGUCUCAAACACCCCACUGCACCAUCCACGCUGCAGUAGCACCUCCACCCUUCUCAAACACCCAAGUGCAGUAGCACCUCCACCCUUCUCAAACACCCAAGUGCAGUAGCACCUCGACCCUUCUCAAACAUCCCACUGCUGUAGCAUCCUCCACCCUUCUCAAAGCAGCAGGGUCUGUUUUUAUGAUUGUGGUAUGGAUCUGUUUAUAGAUCCCAUAAAUGUUUUCCCUCCAUUUCAAUGGUUGGCAAUAUUUCAGUGUCAAUAUUUCAGUGUCAAUAUUUCAGUGUCAAGUUAAGGUUUUAUUGCUCUUUCUGUCUCUCAACAGUCAUGCUUAGAAUUCAACACUGAAUCGAAUUUCCCCCCGACACAC